This is a messenger RNA of Aspergillus homomorphus CBS 101889, 1666 nucleotides long. Its product is annotated as ATG3/ATG10 family protein. Gene Ontology annotation, cellular component: cytosol; cytoplasmic ubiquitin ligase complex. The record is from RefSeq and is a predicted model, not a curated record. NCBI's taxonomy places the organism in Eukaryota, Fungi, Ascomycota, Eurotiomycetes, Eurotiales, Aspergillaceae. Gene Ontology annotation, biological process: autophagosome assembly; nucleophagy; autophagy of mitochondrion. The coding region runs from base 272 to 1390 and encodes 372 amino acids. Gene Ontology annotation, molecular function: Atg8-family ligase activity. The transcript is spliced from 2 exons.
CUCAUUUAUCGCCUUACACCUGAACUUCCCUUCACCGCCAACUCGACAUACUCUUGCUAUCUACAACGAACUCCAUCUGACAGUUUGAACAAGCUAACAAGAGAAGCAAGACACCAGAAUUAAAUCCACCCCAGCAACCUACAACACUACAAACCAUCAAGCACCAGACCCAACCCCAUCCCAACCCCGCCUACCUCAACUCGUCACUCUGACCCCCUCACCCACCUCCAACCCCUCAACUCAACUCAACCCACCACCCCCAAACCCCAGAAUGAACAUCCUGCACUCAACACUAAGCACCUGGCGCGACCGGCUCGCGCCGAUCUCACGCACGUCAACCUUCCGAACAACCGGCCAAAUCACGCCGGAGGAAUUCAUUCUCGCGGGCGACUACCUAGUGUACAAGUUCCCGUCAUGGUCGUGGGCGGACGCCUCGUCGCCGGGCAAACGGGUCUCGUACCUCCCAGCGGGCAAACAAUUCCUAGUGACGAGGGGGGUACCAUGCCACCGACGGCUGAACGAUGAUUUCGCCGGGGACGCGGGGCGGGAAGACGAGAUCGUGCGGGACAUGCUCUUCGGACCGGACGGGGAAUCGCCGGGGGAUCACGACGAUGAUGGAUGGUUAGCGACCGGUGGUGCCUCCCAAACCCAAACCCACACCCAAACAUCGCAUACCAGCAGCAACACCGGGGGGCGUAUCGGGGAUAUACGCACGGUGGACGAGGCCGGGAACGUGGCAGACCAGGGGGAAGACGAAGAGGAGAUCCCGGACAUGGAGGACGAGGACGACGACGAAGAGGCGAUAAUCCGCGAGCCGGUUGGUGGAGGGUCGGGAGAUAGUGGGAUUUCUCAACCAACAAGAACCUAUAACCUCUACAUCACGUACUCCAACUUCUACCGCACCCCGCGCCUCUACUUGUCCGGCUACCUAUCACCGUCGGAACCGCUCCCGCCCCCGCUCAUGAUGGAAGACAUCGUCGGCGACUACAAGGAUAAGACCGUCACGCUGGAAGAUUUCCCCUGGUUCGACGGGAACGUGAAGAUGGCGACAGUGCAUCCGUGCCGGCACGCCUCCGUCAUGAAGACGCUGCUGGAUCGCGCCGACGCCGCGCUGAAGAUCCGGCGUGAGAAACUGCGCGCUGCUGCUGCUGCACAACAGCACCAGCAAAAAAAUGUGGAGGGCCUAGCGGACGACGUCCGGGGUCUCUCGGUCCAUGACAGACACAGUCACGGGGAUGAAUGGGAGGUCCUGCAACAUGAGCACGACGAGGAAGAGGAUGACGAUGAAGAGCAGUUCGCUAUCCGGGUGGAUCAGUAUCUGGUUGUGUUUUUGAAGUUCAUUGCUAGUGUUACGCCGGGGAUUGAGCAUGAUUUUACCAUGGGGGUUUGAACAUCCUUCCACCGCCCUAAAUUUUGUUCGGUUGAAUUUGAAGUUCUUGCUGGCUUGGGGAGUUCAUUCGGACUUGGCGCUUUCGUUGACAGGGUCUGUUUUUUUCGGGAAAGUACAACUUUCGGUGAUGGAUUAAUUGAGUAGUGAUGCUGAGUAUGCUAUCUAUCCAUUUGAUAAGCAAGGAUUGCGUUGCGUUGCGUUGCGUUGCUUGGCCUGCCUCUUUGCUUCAGUUCGAACAUGACACUUGGUCUUUUGCACAUUUACAUUUCGGAGCCU